Molecule: messenger RNA, 1961 nt
Organism: Carassius carassius (crucian carp)
Lineage: Eukaryota; Metazoa; Chordata; Actinopteri; Cypriniformes; Cyprinidae
Gene: crema
Product: cAMP responsive element modulator a
Exons: 8
Coding region: 164-1045 (293 amino acids)
Biological process (GO): regulation of transcription by RNA polymerase II
Cellular component (GO): ATF4-CREB1 transcription factor complex; nucleus
Molecular function (GO): protein binding; DNA-binding transcription factor activity, RNA polymerase II-specific; RNA polymerase II cis-regulatory region sequence-specific DNA binding
Source: RefSeq, a predicted model, not a curated record
UCCACAUUUCCCAGGCGCAUCAUCAGAGCUGACGUGGGCUCUACGUGUGCAUCGAGUCGGGCUUCCUCCGCACCCGUAACGAGUGACGAGACUCUACGUAAAAGUCGGUCUACAGAGAGCUGACUGUGCAUUUCCUCUCUGCUAUGCUGCUAGGCUGAUCGCCAUGGAAACCGCAACCAUGGAGGAAGCCAGUUCAACUGAGAAAGUAACAAGUGAGGUGAAUGAGUGUGUGUCUGAUGGACAGACACUGCAGGUGCAUGGAGUCAUUCAGACCACACAGCCCUCUGUUAUCCAGUCACCUCAGAUACAAACUGUGCAGGUAGCCGUUGAUACUCGUGGAUCGGGUACAAAAUCAUCAGAUCCUCAGAAGAGGAGAGAGAUUCUGUCCAGACGACCAUCUUACAGGAAAAUUCUUAAUGAGUUGUCAUCAGAUGUGCCUGCUGUGCCUAAGAUCGAGGAAGAGGAGAGAGUGGAGGAAGAAGCCCCGGUCACCUCCAGUGUUGCUACAGUGACUGCACCAUCGUCAAUCUACCAGACCAGCUCAGGGCAAUACAUUGCAUUCACUCAGGGUGGAGCGAUACAGCUGGCCGGCCCUGGAGGAGAGGCGCUGCAGGGGGUCCAGGCUCUGACUCUUCCCAGCUCCACCACACCGCAGCCUGGGGCCACUAUCCUGCAGUACGGUGCCCAGCCUGGAGACCCCGGCCAACAGCUACUGCUCACCGCUGGACAGGUGCUCGUUCAGGCUGCCACAGGAGACAUGCCAGCAUAUCAGAUUCGCUCCCCGUCAACAGGUUUACCACCAGGCGUCAUUAUGGCAGCAUCACCAGGGGCCAUGCACAGCCCACAGCAGAACACAGAGGAGGCCACACGCAAGAGAGAAGUCCGCCUCAUGAAGAACAGGGAGGCGGCGCGCGAGUGUCGCAGAAAGAAGAAAGAAUACGUGAAGUGCUUGGAGAAUCGUGUCGCUGUGCUGGAAAACCAAAACAAGACUCUCAUAGAGGAGCUCAAAGCUCUUAAAGACAUCUACUGCCACAAACCAGAAUAGCCCUCACAAACACUGCGCAAGGACUGUUUGAUUCACUCACUACCUGUCUCUUCUGUUGCUUCGCCUGGAUUUUUGCAUUUUUUUGUUUGGCCAAAUUUUUUUAUAAGAAGUUGAUAAUGUUGCUUUGAGGAUGCUCCUCACAGACACACACACACACACACAUACAUUUUAAGAUGGGCAUGUACUAUUGGUGUUCUCUGUGUUUUGAAAAAAAACUGGAACUCUUAAUUGAUUUGUGUGUAAAAAUAAGUAUUUUCCUUUUUUAGGUUGAAAUCAGAACAAGCAAAGGAAAUGGCAUAUAGUAGUCAUGUUAACUGGCUACACACUGCACACAUAAACAGCAUUUUUGGUGUUAAGGUAAUUUUUGGAAUCCACAGAAUUUAGCAGGUAAUAUAAAGAAAAUACACUGUAAACCCAUUUGAAGCAACAUAAAAUGGAUUAAUAGCAGCGACAAUCUAUGCAGUAAACCUGACUGACUCUACAAAGCUACAAAUUACAUUAUGCAUUUAAAUUGGGUCUUUUUCUUCAUGUAAAUUAGAUUUCAAUCAAGUUUGUACAUUUCAAUCUGAAUUUUGAAAUUUGUUUUUAAUAAAGAAAAUACUUAAAUUAAGGCCCCGGAAGUCAUAAGGUUAGUUAAUGCUAUGUGUGCAGUGUUAAAUGCCUAAUUGCUAAAAUGCAACCCUUUCCACUGAAUUUUUGUUUUGUUUUAUGUAAGUGAAAUUAUGCAUUAGAUUGAACUGUUUGAAAUUUAUUAGUAGUCAUUUGAGCUCAUUGGCUGAAUUUACCAGUGACCUAAAAUGUCACCAAGAAAUGUUACAGUGUUGGUGAUUACAUAAUGUUGACGUAAGUGUUUAAACGGAUAGUUCACCCAAAAAUGUACAGUUUGUAUGCUGUAUGAGGUUUUUUCUCCUGUUGU